AUGCGUAUUCUGCAUCGUCUCUCUACAGAAGUACCGUAUUUUCAACCGACACAAGAUGCAACCGGACGGUCUGGUGUAUCUCCGCUCCAAAAAUGUACCGCAGCAAUUCGUCAACUGGCAUAUGGUGGUGGGGCUGAUACAAUUGACGAAUAUUUUACGGCCGGAAUAAUCCACUUGUUUGGCGAUCAAUAUCUAAGACGUCCCACACCGGAGGAUCUUCAAAGACUGCUCUAUGUCGGAGAAGAACGGGGAUUUCCAGGGAUGAUUGGAAGCAUCAACUGUAUGCAUUGGGAGUGGAAGAAUUGUCCCAGCUCUUGGAAAGGAAUGUAUUCACGAGGAACCGAAAAACCAACACUUGUGUUGGAGGCGGUAGCUUCUUAUGAUCUCUGGAUAUGGCACACGUUUUUUAGAGUUCCAGGUACUAUGAACGACCUUAAUAUUCUUGAUCGAUCACUUGUUUUUGAUGAUAUUAUUGACGGAAUAGCUCCGGAAAUCAACUUCCACGUCAACGGAAGAGAAUAUCAUUUGGCUUACUAUCUGACUGAUGGUAUUUAUCUGAAAUGGGCGACUUUAAUUCAAUCUAUCCGACUACCACAGGGUCCGAAAAAAGCUUUAUUUGCUAAAACCCAAGAAUCUGUGCGAAAAGAUGUUGAACGCGCCUUUGGAGUCCUACAAGCUAGAUUCGCCGUUAUGAACGAGGAUCAUACACUCUCCGUAAUAUUUCCGAAUUUAAUGAAGGAGAAGGAGAAGGAGAAGGUGUGGAGCGUUCAUAUUCCGUCGGUUUGCCUUCAAAUCCCGGCAAUACCAUUGAUCCUAAGAAAAGAAUUCAGGAUGAACAAACCCAUCAACGAUUAA
Molecule: messenger RNA, 855 nt
Organism: Raphanus sativus (radish)
Lineage: Eukaryota; Viridiplantae; Streptophyta; Magnoliopsida; Brassicales; Brassicaceae
Exons: 3
Coding region: 1-855 (284 amino acids)
Source: RefSeq, a predicted model, not a curated record